AUGGAAAACGACAUUUACGCUGGUUUUACGAAUCGCGCCGCGGAUCUUUUCGACUUGGACAACAACGAUUCGUUCCAGAAUGCGCUCAAGACGUCCAGUUAUGGCAAGAAAAAUACGACACCAAGCUCCGUUUGGCGCGGAGGAACUGGAGAAAUGACUGCGAUUGCAAGACCUUCAACGGCAGUUCGUCCCGCGGGAUAUACAAUGUCGCAAUCGAAGAUUUUCGAUCCGUUGAAUCAAGCGGCAAAGAGAACGGUGGUCAUCGAUACGAGAAAGGAAGAAACUCCUGAACAAAAAUAUAAAAAUCUGGAACAAAAGAUUUUCGACACCCUGGAGGAAUCAAUUUUGGCAAGUUCUGGUCCCAAACCCGAUUUUACACUCGGAUUGAAUAAAGCAAAGGAAGCUUCUUCACUCGAUAGACAACUCCUGCGUCUACGGGACCAAAAUGGAGGCUCUCAUUCACAUAAUUUUGAUUUGACUUACUCGGUCCUUUUUAAUUUGGCAAAUUUAUAUGCCUGUAGCGAUAUGUACGUCGAAGCAUUAAACACGUACACUUUGAUGACCAAAAAUAAGAUGUUCUCGACAGUAAAUCGACUAAAAAUCAACAUGGGCAACAUUUAUUACAAACUUGGACUGUAUUCGAAGGCUAUCAAAAUGUAUCGCAUGGCUCUGGAUCAGGUUCCGAGUAACCAAAAGGAGUUAAGAUUGAAAAUUACUCACAAUAUCGGCGUUUUGUUUGUUCGUAUGGGACAAUAUUCCGACGCUGCGACCUCUUUUGAGUUCAUAAUGUCGGAAAAGGGCGAUUUGCGAUCUGGUUUGCACUUGAUUUUGUGUUAUUACGCAUUGGGAAAUGUCGAAAAGAUUCGACGUGCCUUUCAAUUGUUGCUGGAAGUUCCCAUUGAGUACAAUGAUGAGGAUCGUAUCGUUGGACCGAACGCCAACAUUAACGACGAGUACAUUUAUGACAUCAUUCGUACCGAUGAGCUCGCAAUUUAUGAGCAACGUCAAAAAUCUCUGGCAGAAAAAAGUAUCUUAAUGGCAUCGAAUCUCAUCUCUGGCGUAAUUGAAGAGAAUUUUAAUGAUGGCUACAGUUGGUGCGUAGAAACAAUUAAAAGUUCAAUGUACGCUCCAUUAGCUGCUGAAUUGGAUUUAAACAAGGCUGUCAUGUUCUUGAAGCAGGAUGACAUUCCGCAAGCAGUUGAAACUUUGAAAUAUUUCGAACGCAAAGAAGGUCCUGUAGCUGUAAAUGCCGCUAUUAACCUCACUUUCAUCUAUUUACUGAAGAAAGAUGUCGCCACAGCAUCUAAAUACGCUGAAAACGCUCGUAAAAUGGACUCGUACAACCCGGCGGUGUUUGUCAAUAGCGGCGUUUGCGAAAUGUUCAAAGAAGACUACGAUGCCGCCAAAGUUAUGUUCGAGAAUGCUCUGGAAAUCGAUCCGAUAUCCUUUGAGGCAUUGUUCAAUCUUGGUCUGAUCUACAAAAAGCUCGGAGAUUACGACAACGCAAUGAAUUACUUUAGAAAAUUGCAGGCCAACUUGGGUCACAAGCAACAUCCCGAAGUAAUUUAUCAAAUUGGGAACAUUUUCGAGCACACAAAUGACUCCCAAGCUGCUCUGGAAUGGUAUUUACAGCUGCUUGGGUUGGUUCAACUCGAUUCCGGAGUGUUUCAGAAAAUUGGUGAAGUUUACGAGAACGAAGGGGAUCGUCAACAAGCCUUUCAUUACCACUUGGAAGCAUAUCGCGUGAAUCCCAUCAACAAUUCCGUCAUAAAUUGGAUCGGAUCGCACUACAUUGAACUGCAAGUUGCCGAAAAGGCAAUUGCUUUCUACGAAAAAGCCGCUCUCAACAACCUGGACGACCCGUAUUUCAUGUUGCGCGUUGCCGGUUGCUAUCGACGCAUCGGAAACCCCCAAAAAAGUAUGCAAUUGUUCCAAGCGAUUCACGAGCAGUUUCCGGAUAAUUUGGAUUGCAUUCGAGCUUUGAUGCAUUUGACGCAAACGCAGGGCAUGGAUGACAUGUAUGAGCAUUACCAGGCGGAAUUUCAGCGGGUCGAGAAGGCGAAAGAGAUACGACAACGCAUCGGAAGUAGUCGGCCCGGAACGACAACAAGUUCCCGCUUGUCGGCAAAUGGGAAGAGUAAUGUCAUGAAAGAAGCUACUUUUACGACGCACAGCAGCAGUCGCAGCAUUGAAAUGGAUUCGGCAGGUGAAAUUCAGGUCAACUAUGCAGAUCCCAUUGGACCGCCAGCGGAGAGACCAAAAACUGGGAUGCGAGUUGCCUUGGAAGAAGAUUCUGAUGAGGAUUUAAAUGCAGCAGAUUUGUUGCCAAUGUAA
Culicoides brevitarsis is the source of this 2334-nucleotide messenger RNA. RefSeq names its product intraflagellar transport protein 88 homolog (gene nompB). Gene Ontology annotation, cellular component: non-motile cilium; centriole; ciliary basal body. Gene Ontology annotation, molecular function: kinesin binding. The coding region runs from base 1 to 2334 and encodes 777 amino acids. The transcript is spliced from 6 exons. The record is from RefSeq and is a predicted model, not a curated record. Lineage: Eukaryota; Metazoa; Arthropoda; Insecta; Diptera; Ceratopogonidae. Gene Ontology annotation, biological process: intraciliary transport; non-motile cilium assembly.